UAUAAAAGGUUAAUUCUAUCAACAGGUUCAUUAUAGUGUUCACUAUAACAUGUUCAUUAUAUCAACAUGUUCACUAUAACAGGCUCACUUUUCACUAUAACUGCAUGUUCACUAUAAUAUCUUCACUAUGACAGGUUCACUCUAGCUGGCUACAUGUUCCUUAUAAGAGUUUCACUAUAACAACCUCUUACUACAUUAUUUCUUACACCUCAAACUCUGAGUCUUGUGGUCUGGUCCUCCGCUGUUACUAGUAUUAAAAAAUUAUGAGUUUGAAGACCAAACAAGAGAAAAGUCGUCCUCUACCACCAUCGCUCUCCCGCAUGAGGGCCCAGUGGGUCGAAGAGACGGCACUGGAGACUGUCCAGGCUCCAAACUGCCUGUUAGGCAUUGUCGUUGGCCCUGGGGGGUCCACCGUGAAAAAAAUAAUCGACCAAUACAAGGUGCAGGUGCGUGUUCCUCGGAAGGGGUCAAAGGAUGAGCCCAUCCUGGUUGAAGGCAAAAACAAAACUCUCGUUAAGGAAGCCGCCCUCCACAUAAAGGCGAUGAUUGACGAGGAGAAGGAGCGGCGUCGGGUCACCACACCAGUAAGCCGAACGCUCUUCAUCCCCAAGGCCCUACACGGGAAGAUCAUCGGUCAUCGUGGUCAAAACAUUCGACCCAUUAUUCAAUCACUGAAAAUAAAUAUCGUAUUUCCCAAUAAAAAUAACAACAAUGAUGAAGUUAUCAUCACUGGUCUGCCUAAUCAGGUGGACCAGGGCAUAAGUCACCCCUCCCAAGCCUGGCAGGACCAGCUUCCCCCAUGUUCACUCUAG
Molecule: messenger RNA, 812 nt
Organism: Homarus americanus (American lobster)
Lineage: Eukaryota; Metazoa; Arthropoda; Malacostraca; Decapoda; Nephropidae
Product: vigilin-like
Exons: 3
Coding region: 264-812 (182 amino acids)
Biological process (GO): regulation of gene expression
Cellular component (GO): nucleus; cytoplasm
Molecular function (GO): mRNA binding
Source: RefSeq, a predicted model, not a curated record